GUGCCCGUCCCCCGCCCCGCCCCACCGUCCGUCCCCAGCCCGGCCCGGCGGUAAGAUGGCGGCGGCGGCCGAGUGUGAUGUGGUCAUGGCGGCGCCCGAGGGACUCGGCGAGCCCGAGAGCGAGGAGACGCGGAGAGAAGCUGAAUCAUUCAAGGAACAAGGAAAUGCAUACUAUGCCAAGAAAGAUUACAAUGAAGCAUACAACUAUUACACAAAAGCCAUAGAUACCUGUCCUAAUAAUGCCAGUUAUUAUGGUAACAGAGCUGCCACACUCAUGAUGCUGGGGAGAUUCCGAGAAGCACUGGGAGAUGCUCAGCAGUCUGUCAGAUUGGAUGAUAGCUUUGUAAGGGGCCAUCUACGGGAAGGGAAGUGCCAUCUUUCCCUAGGGAAUGCCAUGGCUGCCAGCCGCUGCUUUCAACGAGUUUUAGAACUGGAUCAUAAGAAUACUCAGGCACAGCAAGAGCUGAAGAACGCCAGUACUGUGCUUGAGUAUGAAAAAAUAGCUGAAGUGGAUUUUGAGAAACGGGAUUUCAGGAAGGUUGUGUUUUGCAUGGAUCGUGCUUUGGAGUUUGCUCCUGCUUGUCACCGAUUCAAAAUCCUCAAGGCUGAAUGUUUAGCAUUAUUGGGUCGCUACCCAGAAGCACAGUCUGUAGCAAGUGACAUCUUACGAAUGGACUCAACAAAUGCAGACGCUCUGUAUGUCCGUGGUCUCUGCCUUUAUUAUGAGGACUGUAUUGAGAAAGCAGUGCAAUUUUUUGUCCAAGCACUCAGAAUGGCUCCUGAUCACGAGAAAGCAUGUCUUGCCUGCCGUAAUGCCAAAGCACUUAAAGCAAAGAAAGAAGAUGGGAAUAAAGCAUUCAAAGAAGGAAACUACAAACUAGCAUAUGAACUGUACACAGAGGCACUAGGAAUAGAUCCAAAUAACAUAAAAACAAAUGCCAAACUGUACUGCAACCGAGGAACAGUUAAUUCAAAGCUUAGGAAACUUGAAGAAGCAAUAGAUGACUGCACAAAUGCAGUAAAACUGGAUGACACGUAUAUCAAAGCAUACUUGAGGAGAGCACAAUGUUACAUGGACACAGAACAAUAUGAAGAUGCUGUAAGAGACUAUGAAAAGGUUUAUCAGACAGAAAAAACGAAAGAACACAAGCAACUUCUAAAGAAUGCACAGGUGGAACUGAAAAAGAGCAAACGGAAAGACUACUAUAAAAUCCUUGGGGUUGACAAAAAUGCCUCUGAAGAUGAGAUCAAGAAGGCUUACAGGAAAAGAGCACUAAUGCAUCAUCCAGACCGACAUAGUGGGGCAAGUGCAGAAGUACAGAAGGAAGAAGAGAAGAAAUUUAAGGAGGUUGGUGAAGCCUUUACCAUCCUGUCAGAUCCCAAGAAGAAGGCCCGCUACGACAGCGGGCAGGAUCUAGAAGAGGAUGGAUUGAACAUGGGAGACUUUGAUGCAAAUAAUAUCUUCAAGGCCUUCUUUGGUGGGCCAGGUGGCUUCAGUUUUGAAGCUUCUGGGCCUGGAAAUUUCUUUUUCCAGUUUGGCUAAAAAACAAACAAACAAAAAAACAAAAACCACACAUACCUGAUCUGCUUAUUUUAACCUUGAAUACGGACAUACUUAGACUCCUUCCUUCAUCAUGUCUCAUUGUACUUAGAGCAGUUUCAUUUUUCUCGGUUGGAGACCUCUGUUUUGUGUGCUUUUGUGUGUGAAGAGGAAACCAGCUCGGGGAGGGGAAGGCUUGUGAAUUUUGUUUUACUGUUAACUUUAUUAAAAAAAAAAAAAAAAAAAUAAAGCUUUGAAUCUUUUGGUCCCUCCAUGCUGGCCCGUACUUUCAGACUGUUCCUGCUCCUCAGCAGAGAGGAUUUCCCUGAAGUCCUCUCGGAAUCUUGACUUGUAAGAGGGUGAAGUAAUCUCCUAUUUUGUUUUGGUUGACUCCAAAGUGCAGUAUGGCAGCAUGUCUGGGGUUUGUAGUAACUUUUAAGUUAUCUUAAUCUUCUGAAAAUAUUGCCAAGAUUCAAUCAAGUUUCAUACAAUCGCAUUUUACCUGCCAGCUGUCUUUUUUUUUUUCUUUUUUUUUCUUUUUUUUUUUUGCCAUGGUUCUACCAGAAUGGUACACUUGGGCAUUAACUUCAAUGAUAAUGUGUGAGCUUAACAAUUUUGUAUCAGAGAAAUGCUUCUUUGGAUUUAAAAGAGCAGCUUAUGCGAGAAUUCCCUGUGAUGCAGCUAGAAUUAAGGGCUUUGUGUUGCCGCUCCAAGAAUUGUCCUAUUUAAGGGAAUAUUGAAUUUGCUCUGGGCUGAAUUUCUUCACCGUACUUUUUUUAAUUAAUCCACUUGAACAUUUAAUAUUUGUGCUAAAACUUGAUUUUGUUGAGCUUGAUGUUUGAUUUCAUGUUACUGAUCCAUAACGUGGAUGACCUCUUUCUAGCUCUGAAGAAAUGCAAAGUAAAAUUCAGGUUAAUAAUUGAAAACGGUUACUGUGUGCGUGCAGCAGUGUGCUCUCGUAAUGUUUACAGGAACUGUACAGAUAUGUUAAACUAGUCAAGUAGUUUUCAACUAGAAGUAAUUUACUAGUCCAAAGAAGCAAGAAAAUGCAAAGUCAAACUCUGAACUGACAGUCUGUCACUUGCUUCUCUUGCACAAUGUCAGGGCAAGUGCUGGAGGGAUGAGCUUAAAGCCUGGAGCUGCGUGCAGCUGCGCUAUCUCAAAUUGAAAAUGGAUUUGGUUUGGUGGUACUGCCAGUUAACAUGAAUGCUGUUUUAUUUUUCACCAUAAAUGUAGUGUUACAGCAAGAUCUCAGCUGGGAGAGGACUCUGCUUCCAGAAUUCUUCCCUUUUCUCUAGAGGGUGAAGAACCUUUUUGACUAGGUGCUUUGUUCAAGUUAAGUACUGUCUGUGAAAAGGUUCUGGAGCACAGCGGGUGGCAUUGUCUGACAGAGCUUCUCGAGGUCUUGCUCAGAAGUGGGGUGUGAGAGAAAGUGUGUUGGCACUCGGCAACACUGGCGAGAAGGGCAGAGUCUCUGCAGCAUUGCUGUAUCUGGAGUGUUUUGAACUGACCUGCGGUAGUGUAGUGAUGUUUGGAGGGCUGAAUUUUGCUUGGCUGAGAAAACGGGUGUUUAUACAAAUACAUGCAAGACUCUUUCCUAGAGCAACCUGACACUAACUUUUAUAUAAUAUCUGAUUUAACUUCUUACUGCAGGAAGAAAAACUGCAAUGAAUUCAUUGCAUGAAAUGCUAACAUCGUUGUCUUCCUUCCUUUUGAGGGCUGUACUUGUCCUGUUCAGUGGGACAGAGUUGCUAGACCACAAUGCAAGUGAACUUCAUUUCCAACAGUUGCAAUAGUGUCAUGGUGCUGCCGCCGCCGAGUACUACAGUCCUGUGGUUGUGUUUUGUCAGAUUUAUUGACAAUCUGCUUUCAUAGAGGGAAGAUUUAAGGGCUUAAAUUCUAGUACUGCAGAAUAAAGAAAGAAUUCUAUAACUCACUCGAAAGUCAGCUUUGAAAAUGAGCCAAUGUUGAGUAAUAUUUCCAAAAACAGACUCUACAACAUUUAUUCUAACUUCCUUCGCACCAGUGUAAUGUGAUGGACUUACCCGGAUUGCACUGAGAGCAAAAUAAGGUCCUAGCAUCUUUUAGACUCUGAAACGGUAAUUAUCUGGGGAAUUGAAAUAAUGGUCUAUGCAUAUUGAUACUUCUUCAGUUCUCAUGGCACUUGUGAGUCAGAGUUUACAGGACUUGUUUUAGUGUGGCAUUCUGGAUUCAUAAUGUCUUGUCCUGUGUGUAUUGAUAUUACUGUACAGUUUGGACUUUUAUCAGUCUUUUAUUACCAUGCAGAGACGUGUCCUGCAUUUGUCAGUGGUUUUUAUUAUUAUUAUUAUUAUUUCCCCCUCCCCCCAGUUAAGUAUGACAGGCUUCCUUCUCUCCAAACUUUGAAUGAGACCAUUCCUUGGAGGACAGAAGCGCAGUGGCUUUUCUUCUGAGAGAGAAAAUGUAUACAGCAGAUAUUUAUAAAACUGCACAUGAAUGCAUGAUUUAAUGUAGUUAAAUAUUAAUAUGGUGAGUGCCAAGACUUUUCUAAGGAGCGUUAUAAUGUGAUUCAAAGUGAAGGCGAACACGUGUUCCCUUUUGCACAGAGCGCUAGCGUUUGAGCGGCGUUCAGUGACUCUCCCGUUACCUCAGGACAGCAGCAGCAGCAUCUGGAGAUAGAGGUGCGGUGGCAUUGUAACCUCCAUCGUGUCCUCGCACAGCUUGGAGACACGGAACUCUGUUUCUUUCAGAAAAAUCUGCUUAGAUGUGUGUUGCUUGAAACAUUGCCUUUCACACUUGGUAGUUAUGGAACAUUAUUCAUGGGUUGUAUUUUGUACACAGCCACAGGGAACCUUAGUGCCAUUUUUCUAGCUGCUACCACUCUGCAGACCUCCCUGGCUUUCUUCGGCUGGAGAGGAGCUACCAGACGUAGGAAUUUGCCACAGAGACAAUGAGUAAGUAUCUUAAAGGGGUAUUAUGCCUGUGCUUUUUCUAGAAUGGUAAAGAGCUAAUGGAGGUGAUAGGAGGCAGUUGCUGUAGGUGAUACUCUUGAAGCACAAGCACAGUGGGAUACACAUGCAUCGAGCCUUAUUUAGAAUCGUACUGUUCCCUUUGGUGUGACUGUAGGCAGGUGGAAGAAACCAGUGAUGAAGCCCUUCCUUUUAAUGAGAAGAGUUGUUUUUCUGGAAGUCAGUCUUUGUAAUUAUUGAAAGGUUUCUUUUUUGGCAUAACAGCAAGAGCCUUAAUGCUUCACCCUGAAACGUACCUAAACAUGCCCCCGGACUGUUUGUUCCAUGUGCAGAAUCCCUUGCACCCUGUUCUGCCUGGUGAACAGCCCAAAAUACAGAUGCCGAGCAGCUUUUGCUGCACAGUGUGUAUUUGCCCUUUGGCCUACCAGCUCCUGCCCGGUGUUUCCGAAGGGGAAUGGUUGGUGCUGUGGGAGUUCCUGCCGAAGGGAACGACCAAGAGAUAGCAGAGCUGACGUGGCUAAAAGCCAGACCGGGCUGGUGUGUAAGGGAGGGAUCUUUUAGCGGAUGUGAUGGAAGUAAUUGCUAUUGAACAGCUCGAUAACUGGCAGAGAAGCUGUCAGCUUCCCCUGUGAAAGCUGUAAACUACAAGAAAGAUUGUGUGUGUGUGGGGAGCAUGGCUCUUGGCAGACCAAGCGUGUGAAGUGAGGCUCCGUUGUGACUCUAUAGUGUUUACAAGGAGAUAAGGAGUUGUUUGACUAUUACGCUUUCCCUCUGAUGUUUUUUUGCCUAAUCAUGAUACUUGUGGUGUCUGAACUGCUGUAGGGAUAGUUUCAAGUAGUGAAAUGCAGUUGCAUUCAAAUGAAAAAGGAAGCACUUUCAUGCUUUAAAAAUUAAAACAUGCAUCAGUAAUGCUAGUGUGUGGGAGAUACUUGCAUGUAUGAUGGUCCGACCUCUAGACCACAAAGCCUGGUGUGUUCCUUCUUGUGUGGAUUUACUUUACAAAUCUGAUGCUGUGUCAGCUCCAUCUUUUCCUGGGGAGUAUUGAGAGAGUCCUUUCCAGAUACACUGAACCUGGACUUGAAAUCAGCUGUAAAGACCAUUAAGAUGCUUCUGGCUGCCCACUUUGACAGGCUCUUCACUGUUUCGGCUACACAUGCUACAUAGGAAAGUACAUGGUUUCGUUUGUGAACUUGGAAGUGUUGCUAUAAAGCUGGAUCCUUAGUGCUAAAGGCUUCUGACUGUUUUGUAAAUACAUUAAUGCAAAUUGAGAGAAAGGAGAAAGAAAAAAAAUGUUUAGGGACAACAGUAUUAUUAUCCAUGGAAUAUUGCAAGUCCCUCAGCUUUCUGUAUCUGAAGGGGAUACAGAAUGAAAGCUGCUGUGCUGUUGUUUCAUUUCCAAUAUGGAAACUGGCUCAGCCCCUGUGCCCACCUGUGAGCACUGGUCUCAAGCCAGCCACGCGCUGGAGGGCUGUGCUCGGCCGAAUCGCUCUUCAACCAAUUGAAUGACCAAAGCGUUUGGACCACACAGUGGUUUGCUCUUCUUUCAAAAUUUCUUCCUCAGUUUCAGUAAUAACUAAAGAUAUUCACUUAUCUUCAAGUGGAUGAUUUUCAUCCCGUUUAAAUUUGUGCCUUGUACCCGCCCCUCCCCUUUCUUAGGGAAAAAGGACAGCUCGUGUGUUGCACCUACCCGAGUUUCUCCGAGCAGUGCUGAGGUCUGUCUUGGGCUGUUGCAGGAGUGCUGUAACUAAGGCUGAAAGGCGACAGGCUGGAUCGCAGCAGUUCUGUGACCCUCCAUUCUCCUGGAGGCUGCUCACGCGCAGCAGUACUGUAUUCUGGAGAUGUUCCUGUUGUCCUUGCUUACCACAGCAGCAGGACCUGGGCUUGGCUUUGAAAGACGAUGCGUAAUGCUUUGGCCUUCCUCGACAUACCCUGGCUUUCCCCACUCCUGCAGAGUCAGGGACAGGAUUAUCCCCUCUUCUUUGAGUAGUGCUAGGCAAGUUUCACUCUAGCAUAGAUCUGACCUCUGAAGGAAAGCUCCUCUAUGAAAUGUGAGCUCUGAAAUGUUGUAACCUAGACGAUGCCAAGGUGAGGCAUCUUCUGCAACGUGGUGUUACUGAGCUAGAGCUUCAGCAUGAUCGGGUGCCUCGGGAAGGCAGGAGUCUGUUGGGAGAGCUGGGAUGCUGCCUCUGGCUGGGCGUGCAGCUUGGCUGCAGUUCUGGCAUAGCCAAUCUGACCUCAAUUACCCCAUCUUCCUCCCUUGCUUUCACUUAAUAGCUCGUGCUUCAAAAGAGAAAAUUGCGUGAAGCAAUGUUGGAGGGGUUGAGUGCGAAACAGCAAACCGAGCACCUUCAUUGCAUGCGUACCUGCUUUGUUGUAACGACAUUAAGGAGUAGUCAAGACAAAACCAGAUGCUGAUGUGAAGCCAACUUAGAGAGGACACUAGACCCUGUGCUGCAGUAUUUAUCUGAAUCGAAAUUCUGAAUGUUUACCUCAGUGUAAAUAUCUUAACCUUUCCAGUGGGAGGAAAGGAGUAUUGCAUGGAGCAAUCACUAUCCCCAGCGCUUUGCCAAACACAUCAUCCUCUCUAAGACAGGCUUCACAUUGGUAUGAAUACUGUCCCUCUUUGGACCCUUACCUUUCUAGGAUGUGAAUGGUAAAAAUGUGAAUAUUUGUUGUUUACUUCAUUAGGCAUAAUUCAUAAUGAUGUGUUUAUAUGAAGAAUAUCACAGACUGAAGCAAAACCAUAUGCAAUUGGUUUACUUUAUUAUAAACUGUAUAUGAUGUACAAACUAAUAAAAACUUAAAUGAC
Molecule: messenger RNA, 7297 nt
Organism: Aquila chrysaetos chrysaetos
Lineage: Eukaryota; Metazoa; Chordata; Aves; Accipitriformes; Accipitridae
Gene: DNAJC7
Product: DnaJ heat shock protein family (Hsp40) member C7
Exons: 14
Coding region: 56-1543 (495 amino acids)
Molecular function (GO): protein binding
Source: RefSeq, a predicted model, not a curated record